Daucus carota subsp. sativus is the source of this 1581-nucleotide messenger RNA. RefSeq names its product palmitoyl-acyl carrier protein thioesterase, chloroplastic. NCBI's taxonomy places the organism in Eukaryota, Viridiplantae, Streptophyta, Magnoliopsida, Apiales, Apiaceae. Gene Ontology annotation, molecular function: fatty acyl-[ACP] hydrolase activity; acyl carrier activity. Gene Ontology annotation, biological process: fatty acid biosynthetic process. Bases 256 to 1461 code for a protein of 401 amino acids. The record is from RefSeq and is a predicted model, not a curated record. The transcript is spliced from 7 exons.
CUCUUAUCAUUUCUCCAUCUCUCCAAAUUUCUCGCAGUUCUUUCACGUGAAUCUGCAUUUUCCUUUACUUCCUAAAUUCCAUCGAGCUGCUGCUUCAAGGUAUGCGCAAGCGCUUCCCUUUCUGUAUUGCCACUGAUUUUUUAUUCUGCCCCUCUGCUUCAAGGAGAGGCGGUAAUUCUGAUCAUUCAGUGAAUUUCUUUUAAAUUCAUUCGAUCAAGAAUUUACACUUAUUUUAGUGAGGUUAUAUAGAUAGCCAUGGCACUCUUCUCCAUUUCUCCAGUAUCUGAUGCCUCCAGUGUCAAGCCUGGUGUAAAUGUUGGAGGCCUUUAUGCAAGUGCAAAUACACGCAGAAUCAGUCAAAGAAGUGUUACUUUAAAGAUUUUGCAGGUCAGGGCUAGUGCACAAUCUGUGCCAAAGUUAAACGGUACCAGAAUUGUUGUGAUGGACGGCCUCAAGUGUGAUGAUAUAAUAUCUUGUUCACCUCCGCCAAGAGCAUUUAUUAAGGAGAUACCCGACUGGAACAUGCUUCUCGCAGUGAUCACAUCCAUUUUCUUGACAGCAGAGAAGCAAAAGACAGUGCUUGAUUGGAAGCCAAAGAGGCUGGACAUGCUUGGUGACCCAUUUGGUUUGGGGCGAAUUGUUAAUGAUGGGUUAAUAUUCCGUCAAAACUUUUCAAUCCGUUCCUAUGAAAUAGGUGCUGAUAUGACUGUAUCUGUGGAGACACUGAUGAACCAUUUGCAGGAGACAGGUAUUAACCAUUUGAAGCAUGUGGGGCUACUGGGUGAUGGUUUUGGUUCCACGCCUGAGAUGUGUAAAAGGAACCUGAUAUGGGUGGUCACCAAAAUGCAGAUUGUGAUUAAUCGAUAUCCUACUUGGGGAGAUGUUGUUCAAGUAGAUACCUGGAUAGCUGCAUCAGGGAAGAAUUGUGUUCGUCGUGAUUGGGUUUUCAAAGACUAUGGUACAGGGGAAAUACUGACUAAAGCUUCCAGUUGUUAUGUAACGAUGAACAAACAGACAAGGAAGUUGUCCAAGCUUCCAGAUGAAGUUCGAGCUGAAUUGGGAACUUAUUUUGUUGACGCACCUCAUGCUGUAGAUGAAGAUACAAGAAAAUUACCGAAACUAACUGACAGCAAUGCAGCUUAUAUUCAGCCCGGUCUAACACCAAGUUGGAGUGAUUUGGAUGUCAACCAGCAUGUCAACAAUGUUAAAUAUGUUGGCUGGAUACUUCAGAGUGCACCGCAGCAAGUCAUGAAGAGUCAUGAGCUUGAGAGCAUGACUUUGGAGUACAAAAAGGAGUGUAAAUGGGACAAUGUGCUUGAUUCCCUUACUUCUGUUUUGCAAGAAGGAAUGGAUGGUUUUGCUAGCUGCGGAGAAGUUGAGUGCCAACAUCUGCUCCGGCUCAAGGAUGGCGCUGAUAUUAUGAAGGGAAGAACAAAGUGGAGGCCCAAGCGCGCCUACUGAGUACUCAUAUGGGAGCUUGGGUGAGCUGGAAGUGCAAAGGAAUUAUUUGUAACAGUAUAGAUGUGUCAUAAUAGUAUAGUAUACUUGUAAAAUUCCAUAGAGUUUGAAAUUUUGAUAUCA